AUGUGUGACCAACAGAAGCAGCAGCAGCAGUUCCCUCAAUCCUGCGUGAAAGGUUCAGGACUGGGGAUGGGACAAAGCUCGAAAAGCAGCGCAGUGAAAUGUGCAGCCCCAUGCCAGACCCAAACUGUCUGUGUGUCGGGUCCUGCUUCAGGCCCGACCGUUGCCCCAUGCCCAACACAAACCUACGUCAAGUGCCAAGUUCCCUGCCAGACUCAGACUUAUGUGAAGUGCCCAGCCCCUUGCCCGACGCAAACCUACGUCAAGUGCCAAGUUCCGUGCCAGACUCAGACUUACGUGAAAUGCCCAGCCCCGUGCCAGACGCAAACCUACGUCAAGUGCCCAGCUCCGUGCCAGACUCAGACUUAUGUGAAAUGCCCGGCUCCCUGCCAGACCCAGACAUACUACACCCAGUAUGCUUCUCCUGCCCAGACCUACUACGUGCAGCGUCCUGCAAGUGGCAUGACGCAGGGCUCAGGAGGCCUGUACUGUGUCCCUGACCCCUGCUCGGCUCCCUGUUCCACCAGCUACUGCUGCCUGGCUCCCCGCACCUUCGGAGUGAGCCCCCUGCGACGCUGGGUCCAGCGGCCCCAGGGCUGCUGCACAGGAUAUUCUGGUGGCUGUGCCAAUUCUGGGUGCUGCAGCUCCGGGGGCUGCAGCUCUGGGGGCUGCAGCUCCGGAUGCUGCAGCUCCGGGGGCUGCUGUGACUCUGGGUGCUGCUGCUUGGGGAUUAUCCCCAUGAGCUCUCGAGGUCCUGCCUGCUGUGACCAUGAGGAUGACUGCUGCUGUUAA
Molecule: messenger RNA, 789 nt
Organism: Echinops telfairi (small Madagascar hedgehog)
Lineage: Eukaryota; Metazoa; Chordata; Mammalia; Afrosoricida; Tenrecidae
Gene: KPLCE
Product: chromosome unknown C1orf68 homolog
Exons: 2
Coding region: 1-789 (262 amino acids)
Source: RefSeq, a predicted model, not a curated record